This is a messenger RNA of Odocoileus virginianus texanus, 2057 nucleotides long. Lineage: Eukaryota; Metazoa; Chordata; Mammalia; Artiodactyla; Cervidae. The record is from RefSeq and is a predicted model, not a curated record.
CUCGCUGGCGUCCACGCCCCGAGGCCUGCAAGGCUGGGACGGCUUCUAGCCAACAUGAUUGCGUCGGAAUUUGUCUUGGGUCUGGUGCUGCGGUUAUUCCUGCAGGCCCACGUAAGUGCAGGGGGUUUUGGUCUGUUUUCUUCAGAUAAAGUGGGAUAUGUUGGUUUUCGCUUUGCUUCGUACAUUGACGACUACAUGGUGCUGCAGAGGGAGCCUGCAGGGGCAGUGAUCUGGGGUUAUGGCGCACCCAGAGCCACAGUGACGGUGACGCUGUGCCGGGAUCAGGAGCCCAUCAUGAAGAAAGUGACCAGCGUGAAAGCAGACUCUAACACCUGGACAGUGGUACUGGAUCCUAUGAAGCCUGGUGGACCUUAUGAAGUGAUGGCACAGCAGACUCUUGGGAGGAUAAACUUCACUCAGAGAGUUCAUGAUGUCUUGUUUGGAGACGUCUGGCUUUGCAGUGGGCAAAGUAACAUGAAGAUGACAGUUUCACAGGUAAUUUGCAAAGUCUCAGUGAUAAUAAUGUUGAUGAUGAAGAAGAAAAAGAUGGAAGAGGAAAGGGGCGAGGAGGAGAAGGAGGUAGAAGCCAAGAUCUGUUCUAAAGCUAAGUGGGGAUGGAUGCUGGAAAACUUAGGCCACGGCAACUUCACGUACAUGUCAGCAGUGUGCUGGCUCUUCGGGCGUUUCCUGUAUGACGCCCUGCGGUAUCCUGUGGGGCUGCUCUCCUCCUCGUGGAACGGGACACCCAUCGAAGCCUGGUCGUCCAGAAGGUCCCUUGAAGCCUGUGGGGUCCCGAGGUCAGGGUCCAUGCCAUCUGACCUUCAGUUUGGUCCGAGUGCACACUCUGUUCUCUGGAAUGCCAUGAUCCAUCCACUCCGUAACAUGACACUGAAGGGGGUGAUAUGGUACCAGGGGGAGUCCAAUGUAAACUUUAACAGGGACUUGUACAAUUGUACAUUCCCUCUGCUCAUUGACGACUGGCGCCAGACCUUCCACGAUGGCUCCCAGGGGCAGACAGAGCGCUUCUUCCCAUUUGGAUUUGUCCAGUUAUCUUCCUAUUUGUUUGAUGAAGCCCUGGAUGAUGGACUUCCCCAGAUACGUUGGCAUCAGACAGCCGACUUUGGCUACGUCCCCAACCAAAGGAUGCCCAACACCUUCAUGGCUGCCUCCGUGGAUCUCUGUGACAGGAACUCACCUUUUGGCAGCAUACACCCUCGAGAUAAGCAGACGGUGGCCUACAGGCUGCACUUGGGGGCCCGUGCCUUGGCUUAUGGGGAGAAGUUGAUCUUUCAAGGACCACUGCCUCAGAAGAUAGAACUCCUGGCCGACACGGGGCUGCUCAACCUCACGUAUUCCCAGCCAAUCAAGGUGCAGAGGCGUGACGACAAGAUAUUUGAGGUCUCCUGUUGCAGUGACCACCAGUGCAAGUGGCUUCCGGCUCCCAUGGACACCUUCUCCACCCAGAGCCUGGCCCUGAACAUCACGUCUUGUCAGGACACCCCAGCUGCUCUUCGGUAUGCCUGGACCCCAUGGCCUUGUGAAUAUAAGCAGUGUGCCCUGUACCACCCCACCAGUACCCUGCCAGCUCCUCCCUUCCUUGCUCUCAUUACGAGCCUGAGCCCUGGCUAUCGCAGCAGGACUGCUAAAUAAUUUCAUAGCGGUGUAAUCAUGUCUUAGACACAAGUGUGGCUCCUUUAGAUUUGGGUAUUUAGGAGUUUAAAUGACAACUACUGAUUUUUAAUGGAAAUUAAUCAAACUGCCUCAUUGAAAGCACCCGGCUAGCACAUGGCUGUUUCCAUAUUCUAAGAUGCCAGGGUGGUAGGGAAAUGGAACGCUUGCCUUAUGUCCUCAGCCAGGCCAGGUAUCCAUAUUAGACUAAUUACCAACUACAAACAAGUUGAACCUGUCGUUCACUUCCUUCAUUAUCUGGAGUGAACAGUCUUUUGUGUUACCUCUAGACUGUGGAAACUCAGGAUUGGAAGAGAUUUCAAGGUCGUGGAGGCUGACUAGCAUUUACGUGUUUGUUUUUUAAUAAAAUCUGACAAGUGGUUAUCAAA